Molecule: messenger RNA, 1782 nt
Organism: Annulohypoxylon maeteangense
Lineage: Eukaryota; Fungi; Ascomycota; Sordariomycetes; Xylariales; Hypoxylaceae
Product: CoA-transferase family III
Exons: 2
Coding region: 63-1721 (552 amino acids)
Molecular function (GO): catalytic activity
Source: RefSeq, a predicted model, not a curated record
GAAAUAUCGAGUGAUAAAUACCUACCUACACGAAAAGAAAUACAGCAGAAAUAGGACACGUAAUGGCAGAAGAUAUUUAUACGAUCCAAAAGGAAGCCUCACGCCUCCUUACGUCGGUUCUGCUCACAGAUGCGCGCCUGCAAAUCCCAGAGUCCGUCAAGUCUGCGUCUAAACGCACCUCCUUCGACCCCUCGGCCCUCGCCACUCCUUUUCUACCCGCUCCUAUAAAGUGUACUGAACUGAGCACUGCACUAUGGGCACUUCUAGCCACAUUCGGGAACGCCAUCUGCGCUGAGCGGUACGGUCUGAGUGAACAGAAGGUUGUAAUCAAUAGCGACGUCGCCUCUAUCUUCCUCAUCUCGUUCUGGUUGAUGAGGGUUGGCGGGAAACCUAUAUCCGACUCGGAGUUGGUGAAGCGGUACUCUAUUUAUGAUACCACGAACCAAUUCACCCUCUGGCGCCGACUCGUUACGAACUUAUAUCCGACGCGCGACGGGCGCUGGUUUCAUCUACAUGGGGGCUUGAACUCUGAUAGGAGUCUGCGGAUGCUUGGGCUGCCAACUCAUAAGGAUGUUGCCGAUGAGAUGGAGGCUGUCAAAGGGCUUUCCGAAGGGGUACAGCAAUUUGACGCGGAGUGGCUAGAUAUCGAGGCUAACGAAUAUUGGAGACAAGCAGGCGGAAUCUGUUUCACGCCCGAGGAGUACCGCAAGACCGAACAAGGCAAGGCGAUAGCUGACGACGCUCUGUAUUUACUAGAAGAAUUCCACGGCGAGAAUCUACCACCAGUACCAUGGCCCAGAGUUGAUACAAAGACAUAUAGGCCCUUGGAAGGCAUAAAGAUUGUCGAUCUCACAAGAGCCAUUGCCGGUCCAACGAUCGGGAAGCUCGCAGCCUUGUUCGGUGCUACCGUGGUCAGGGUAUCGAACAUGAAACUACCGGAUCUGGGCAUCGUGCUAUUCGAAAGUAACAUGGGUAAACGGGAUGCGCACCUCGACCUAAAAGCCGAGGAAGGGCGAAAGGCGCUAUUGAACUUAAUAGAAGACGCCGACGUUGUGCUCGACGGGUACCGCCCUGGUGCAUUAGAAAAACUCGGGUUCGGUCCCACUUACGUGCACGAGGUGGCUAGGAGACGAGGGAAGGGUAUAGUGUACGCUCGGGAGAACUGUUAUGGCUGGAAGGGGCCGUGGAUGCAUCGAAGCGGCUGGCAGCAGAUCAGCGACGCUGUGACGGGGGUAGCGUGGUUGUUCGCUCGGAUGUGGAACGUAGACGAGCCCAUGAUGCCAUUCCUGCCUAACUCCGACUUCCAGACCGGGAUCGUAGGCUGCAUAGGGGUCAUGAAUGCGCUGGAUAAGAGAGCGAAGAAGGGUGGGAAUUAUCUGGUAUCGAUGUCACUAAACCAACUCAACAGUUUCUUGAUAUCGCUCGGGACCCAGAGCCCGGAAGUACAGCAAUCGCUGCGUGAAAUGUGGCCAGAUAUGAAACUACGGCAUUAUGAUGAUAUACACAGGCAAAUGAGAGUGUUACUGAGCGACUUGCCAAAGGUGAAGCCGCAGCUGUUGAAUCCUAAAUAUUUUACAACUAUCAAAGCCGAACUCGGCGUACCUGACGAGGAGAUCGCGUUCGUCGGACCAGCGGCCACGUAUGAUACGACGAAGCUAGGCUACGAUUUAGGGAGCUGUUUAAGAGGAACACACGAAGCGAAAUGGCCGGAUGAGGGAUAGGACUGGUCUAGUCAACGCUAUCGUCAUUAUUAGCAUUUUAUAUAAAAGAAGUAAUAGUGGG